Menidia menidia (Atlantic silverside) is the source of this 1284-nucleotide messenger RNA. NCBI's taxonomy places the organism in Eukaryota, Metazoa, Chordata, Actinopteri, Atheriniformes, Atherinopsidae. The record is from the annotation of a GenBank genome assembly.
AUGGCGACUUCCCUAGGAUCCAACACCUAUAAUAGGCAGAACUGGGAGGACGCGGAUUUUCCUAUUCUUUGUCAGACAUGCUUAGGAGAAAAUCCUUAUAUCCGUAUGACCAAGGAGAAGUAUGGAAAAGAAUGCAAGAUCUGUGCUCGGCCCUUUACGGUGUUCAGAUGGUGCCCGGGCACACGCAUGCGUUUCAAGAAGACAGAAGUUUGUCAGACCUGCAGUAAAAUGAAAAAUGUGUGUCAAACAUGUUUGCUGGAUCUGGAGUAUGGUUUGCCGAUCCAGGUCCGAGACACAGGACUUACUGUGAAGGAUGAGAUUCCAAGGUCAGAUGUGAAUAAAGAGUACUACACACAGAACAUGGAGAGAGAGAUUGCUAAUACUGAUGGAACUCGGCCAGUAGGUCAGCUUGGUAAGGCUACUAGUUCUAGUGAUAUGCUGCUCAAACUGGCCAGAACCACCCCGUAUUACAAAAGGAAUCGGCCACACAUCUGCUCCUUCUGGGUGAAAGGAGAGUGCAAGAGAGGGGAGGAGUGUCCUUACCGGCAUGAGAAACCCACAGAUCCGGAUGACCCUCUGGCUGACCAGAACAUCAAGGAUCGUUUCUAUGGCAUCAAUGAUCCAGUAGCUGACAAGCUGUUGAAGCGGGCCUCAACUAUGCCCCGUCUGGAUCCUCCAGAGGACAAGUCCAUCACCACCCUCUACAUCGGAGGUUUGGGAGACACUGUCACAGACGGAGAUCUCAAAAGUCACUUCUACCAGUUUGGUGAAAUUCGAACCAUUACCAUCGUCCAAAGGCAGCAGUGUGCAUUCAUCCAGUUUGCCACACGGCAGGCGGCUGAAAUGGCUGCGGAGAAGUCUUUCAACAAACUCAUCAUCAAUGGACGCAGGCUCACUGUCAAGUGGGGAAGGUCUCAGGCAGCCAGAGGGAAGGACGGUGUCAAGGAUGGUGUCAGUGAGAUGGGUACCAGACUGGAUCCUGUACCAGGUCUGCCUGGAGCUUUGCCCCCGCCACCAUCUCUUGAUGAAGAAGCUCCUGCAAACUACUUCAACUUAGACCCAAGCUCCUCUCCUGCUGUCAUGAAUAUAACUCUUCCACCACCUCCAGGCAUCAAUCCUCCUCCUCCCGGCUUUGGCCCUCCAAUGUUCCACCCCAUGACUCACAUGGCACCUCCUAUGCCCCCACCUAUGACGAUGAGACCCCCAGGUACAAUCCACUACCCUUCCCAGGAUCCUCAGCGUAUGGGCGCCCAUGCUGCACACGGCUCGCGUCACGGUGAAUAG